CCUGCACAACGAGAGAUUGUUUUAAAAUCACUCAUAAAUCCCCCGUCACAUUCACUAAUCCAAACGACCCCCAAGAAAUUUGAAAGAAUAAACGGUAUAUUUUUAUUGAUCAACUAAAAUUAUAAGUCCAAUUUGUAUUAUUACCCACAUGUAUUUACAAACACAUAUUCAGACCUAUAUGAGAUAGGAUGAAACAUUUUGACAAGUUUGAAAGAAUAAAGGACAUGCUUUUUUUAUUUAUUGUUCAACUAAAAUCGCACGAUGUUACAUUUUCGUCCAAUUUCUAUUUUUAUCCAAAUUAUUUUCGCUAAAAAAUUAACAAUAAUUGACUCAGAGUCAAGAGUGAAAUCAAAAUCUUUGACAUCCAAAAAGAACACCCUAUUUUCCUUUAUUAGAAAAGACCUCGAAACAAACAAUUGAAUCCACGAGUGAUUUUGAAGGACCAUAAUUGCUAUCUUGACUCUUCAUAAUUUAAAACCUAAUCCAACUUCCAAGAUAAACAAUAAACAUCAAAGCAGAAGAAAAUAAGAUAUUGCAGCCAAAAAAUCUAAAACAAAAAAGGACGAAUCCGUAAAUUACCCGCUCCAUUUUUUCAAACCCCUAAACCCCCCGCCAUCCGACGGUCCAACUUCUUCCACAAGCAAAAUCAGAUCUAAUCCCAACCCUUCGAUCUCCCAUUCAUUAACCCCUCCCCUUCAAAUUGCCGUCCCACUCUCUUUUCUCUUCCCCACAAACACAACCCCAACUCCCUCUUCCCUCUCUCUCUCUCUGCGUCUCCGCUCUUCUCACUGAACCGCACAGUGGAACCGCCGCUCCUGUCUCCUGAUUCCCGCCGUCCACAGCUGAAAGUCAUUGCCGGGGGAAACAAUAGCCGGAAACUCAGAAGGUGAUUUUCCGACUACCGUAGCAGUAGAUCGACUCUGUUCUCCCCUUUCACUUGACGGCUUCGAUUCGCUUUCCUUCUAAGGUCAGUAUCGAUUCGUUUCUCUUCCGAUUCGUUAGUUCUGGCUCUUUAUUUGGCAUUUGAGUCUCCGCUGAACGGUUCUUGCUUUGGGUUUCUCUGCGAGACAUUGAAUUCCUGAUUUAGCACUAAAUAUCUUAUUUGGAUUUCCCGUGCUAUAUUUGAACUGGUUUUUUUUUUUGUAUUUUUUGUGUCCAGAGGUUUUUUCUGUGAUGGGAAAGUUUUCGACUUUUUUGGUCUUUUGUUUGUUUCCGAAAAAUUGCGGAGAGCAAGAAGAGGGGAAAAAAGAUCGCUUUCAAAUCGUGGUUGAAACGGAAUCUUUGGUUUAUUGUCAGUUGAAAAGAAGAAUCAGAAUCUAGAACCCAAGUUGAAUCUGCUAACCUGCGUGUGAUGCACUCUCUGCCACCUAAUCUAUUUUUGGUGAAUCAUUGAGUGAGUCGAAUUGGGGGGGAGUUUUGCUUGUCCGGAAUGGAGAGGUUUCGAAUUUUUAAAUUUAUAUGGUGUUGAAUUUUUCACUGUGGUGGCUUAUGGGCCAAGUUAUUUAGUUCUUAUUGGCGUAGGAAACUGGUGGGGAUAGGACACGGAUAGUCCAUUUACGUGUAUAAAGUGGAAUAGAGGCCAGAUAUAUAUAUAUUCAAUUGCUUCCUCUUUGUCUAUUGCCCUUUUGUCCAUUAUAUCUUCUUAUUCUUCUUCUACACCAUUCUUUCAAUCUGCAGGCGCUGUUUCAGCUUUGUUAGUGUAGUCGACGAUGGCAACAGGGACCAAGCUCGAGAAAACUGAACCCAAUCCUACAGGACCGAUGAUUGAAACUGUCAGUAAAUUGGCGGAACACGACAUGGCUUCAAGGAAAGGUGCAGUGAGAUCUGAUACAACUCCCAGCAUUCCCUCAAGAGAUGCUAAACCUGGCAUCAAAGCUGAUGUUGAUGUAGCUUCUAACAUCAAAGGGAAUAAUGAUAUGGAGUCAUAUGGGCAGCAUGCUCUGUAUAAUGUGCCCACUAGCACUUAUGGCUAUUAUUACCCAGGCUAUGGUGGGUCAUUCCCUCAGUUGGAUGAGCAUGGUUAUUUUCAAGCAGAUGGUUCUCAUUUGGCUCUGCAAUCUGACAAUGGCUCUAUGGUUUAUUACAUGCCUGGAUACAAUCCUUAUUCUUCUGGGGCUGUAGUUGGUGUAGAUGGUCAAACUGUUGGUGGUCAACAAUUUUAUCCUUCCUCCGAGUACCUUCAGCAGCCUGUAUCUUAUGGAUCAGAGGCUGUGCCUUUAUAUAAUUGGGAUUCCACUUAUCUCAGUGACACCCCUAAUGGACAUGCUGGAUUCCCAUCUGACAACUACAAUAGUCGAGGUGCUGCUACUACUGCUCUUCCCAAGUCCAGUGGGUUGAACUCUACGAAAACCAAUGGUACUAUCAGUGGAAAAUACCCUAAGCCUAAUAGUACACAACCUGCAAGACCUCUUAACAAGGUCCAGCCCUUGGGUUCUGAUUACUCGGCAGGUUUCUUGAAGGGAUAUAAUAACACUGUAGGAAGGUUACCUCCUUUCAGUAGUCAGCAGAAACAUUUGGCAUUUCCCCAGUAUGGCUCACUUAACUACAGGCAGAAUGCUAGGUCAUGGAAUGUAAAUGACGAUAAAAGCAGAUCAAGAUACAACAGAACACAAAGACAUGGAAGUUUCGAGUCUAAUGAAUUGUCUUGUGGCCCUAGGGGGGCUGCCAGCAGGGGUGUUGGACCUACGGAUCCCACGACGGUCAAGAGUGAAACCUUAAACUCCGCAGCAUCGUUGCUCAGAAGCGACCAGUAUAAUGCAGCCGAUUUCGAAACUGUAUAUGAGAGUGCCAAGUUUUACAUUAUCAAAUCCUAUAGUGAAGAUGACAUUCAUAAGAGUAUCAAGUAUAACGUCUGGUCGAGUACACCAAAUGGCAAUAAAAAGCUGGAUGCAGCUUUCCGUGAUUCGGAGGAGAAAUCGAGUGAGAGUGGCAAGAAGUGUCCAGUUUUCCUCUUCUUCUCGGUAAAUGGUAGUGGCCAGUUUGUUGGGUUAGCAGAGAUGACUGGGAUGGUGGACUUCAAGAAGGACAUGGACUUUUGGCAAGUUGAUAAGUGGAGUGGUUUCUUCCCUUUGAAGUGGUAUAUCAUUAAGGACAUUCCCAACAGUCAGCUGAGGCAUAUUGUCCUUGAAAACAAUGAUAACCGGCCCGUUACCUUUAGCAGAGACACUCAGGAGAUUGGACUGAAGCAAGGCCUGGAAAUGCUGACCAUCUUCAAGACGUACGUGCCAAAAGCGUCCUUGUUAGAUGACUUCAAUUUCUAUGAAGAUAGAGAGAAGGCUCUCCACGCUAAGAAGAACAAGCCUGCAACUCUGCGAAUGGAGGUGUAUGAGAAAGAUGAGGAGGACGAUUUCAUUAAUCACACGAGAGCAGCACAACAGAAGAAAUUUAAAGAUCCUUACUCACUCAUCAAGCAAACCAACAAUCUGUCUCUCAAUGGCUACCACUCCAAGAAAAGUUCUACUACCAACACAACAGAUGGUCCAGUUCCUGCUGCAGAUGCACCAUAAAACCUUCUGCACCCUCUCUCCUAUAAGCUCUUCACCCUGUUUCUUUCUCUUUAUUGAUUUUUUUAGAUUUAUUUCCCAUCUUCCUUUCUUAGCCCCCUUGUUUUGUCUAUUUCUUAGUGUAGAAUGAUGAUAUGGUCUCUAUUUUAUCAAUUUUUAUGUUCUUCAAUCCCAAUUCUCUUUCCAUCACUAGCAUGCAUUAUGUUCUGACUUCUUAGUUUUGUGGCUAUUCAAGGUUCCCUAUUUUGGUUUCAUGAUUGAGGGAAAAAAAACCUAAAGAUCAGAGAUCAUAUUAUUGUGCAUGGGAUGUGGUACUCUGUUUGUCAAUUAAAUGGUGGUGCUCUGUUAUUUUGGGAUAGGUGUAUGGUUUGGAAUGGUACAGCGAGGAGCUCGUUCUUCCACCAUUGAAAUACUUAUGCUUUUGGGUUGGUUGGUUUUGAGUUUUAGGUUGAUUCAAGUGUUUAUGUGUUUGAAAGUUGACGCGGCAAACUUAACGAUAUUUUAUAUGAAGUAGUAUUAGAAGUUUGAAUUUGUGUUAUCUAUUUUUAGGGUCAUACCAUUUGUUCAUAUAACCUCAUUACUCCAAAUAUUACCUUUAUGAUUCUCAUUGUCUAUGGUUGUUGUUGAAUUUACAUAAAUCAUACAACGACAAUUAUGUUUCUUAACCUAUGAAUUAGUGAAAGUCUAACGGGCAAAAUUCUGGAACUAGCAAAGAAUUGCCUUUCAAUGAUGUCAAAGGGAUAAAUUCUCAUUGUCUAUGGUUGUUGUUGAAUUUACAUCAAUCAUACAACGACAAUUAAGUUUCUUAACCUAUGAACCAGUGGAAGUCUAGCAAAGAAUUGCCUUUCAAUGAUGUCAAAGCUCUCCAUGUUCAGAGCAAGAAAGGGAAAUGUAUGCUUGCAUGUAGACGAUUUUAAGAAAACUCAGAAUUGAGAACAUGUCUAGUAGUUGUUUUCGCAUCUCCGUCGGACUAAUCAUGUUCAUCAACCGACUUUCCUAAUUCAUUCUCACUCUUUAGUGUACCUUUUAGUCAUAAUUAAAAUUUCGGGGCUCAUUUGGUAUUCUAACAAAAGUAUGUGGAUGUAAAUCGAAAUUAAUUUGAGGUAGAAAA
Linum trigynum is the source of this 4614-nucleotide messenger RNA. Lineage: Eukaryota; Viridiplantae; Streptophyta; Magnoliopsida; Malpighiales; Linaceae. The record is from the annotation of a GenBank genome assembly.